AUGGCUAUUGGAAAUGGCACCAUUGUCAAGGAGUUCAUCCUGCUAGGCUUCACCAACCACCCUGAGCUGGGCACUCUUCUGCUCUUGGUGUUUCUGACUUUCUACCUCCUGAUGCUGCUGGGUAACCUGGGCAUGAUCACCCUGAUCUGGACCAAUCCUGGACUCCACACCCCUAUGUACUUCUUGCUUAGACAGCUGUCUUUCCUAGAUGUCUGUUUCUCCACAACGGUGUUACCUCAGCUCCUGGUGACCUUGGCUUCCGGCAGAGCUGUGAUGUCUUAUGAACAAUGUGCCACCCAAUUUUUCAUGUUCACUUUCUUUGGCUCCACCGAUUGCUACCUCCUGGCUCUCAUGGCGUAUGACCGCUAUGUAGCUGUGUGUCAGCCUCUGCUCUAUGUCACCAUCAUGACACCCAAGAAAAGACUAAAGUUGGUGACUGGAGCCUACAUGGGGGGCUUAGCUAAUGCUAUUUUGAGGACCAGCUGCACGUUCUCACUCUCCUUCUGUGGAGACAACCAGAUUGACUUUAUUUUCUGUGAUCUCCCACCUCUGCUAGAGUUGUCCUGCGGAGACACUUUCCUACAAGAACUCUUAAUUCUACUCUUUGCUUGUUUCGUGAUCCUGGCCAGCCUGGCCAUGAUCCUGGUGUCCUAUCUGUUCAUCAUCAGGGCUAUUCUACAGAUCCGCUCAGCUGGUGGGAGGGCUAAGACCUUUUCUACUUGUGCCUCCCACAUGACUGCCGUUGGGCUCUUCUUUGGUACCCUGGCAUUCAUGUAUGUUCGAAGCAAGUCAGGAAAAUCCCUAGAAGAAGACAAGGUGGUAUCUUUGUUCUAUACUGCAGUGAUCCCCAUGUUGAAUCCUCUCAUCUACAGUCUGAGGAACAAGGAGGUGAAGGAAGCCUUGAAGAAACUUCUUAGUAGGCAUAGGUUAUCUUAG
Molecule: messenger RNA, 936 nt
Organism: Gracilinanus agilis (Agile Gracile Mouse Opossum)
Lineage: Eukaryota; Metazoa; Chordata; Mammalia; Didelphimorphia; Didelphidae
Product: olfactory receptor 9Q1-like
Exons: 1
Coding region: 1-936 (311 amino acids)
Biological process (GO): G protein-coupled receptor signaling pathway; sensory perception of smell
Cellular component (GO): membrane
Molecular function (GO): olfactory receptor activity; odorant binding; G protein-coupled receptor activity
Source: RefSeq, a predicted model, not a curated record